Messenger RNA from Ctenocephalides felis (cat flea), 2918 nucleotides. Its product is annotated as protein tweety-like. Lineage: Eukaryota; Metazoa; Arthropoda; Insecta; Siphonaptera; Pulicidae. The coding region runs from base 363 to 2126 and encodes 587 amino acids. The record is from RefSeq and is a predicted model, not a curated record. Gene Ontology annotation, molecular function: volume-sensitive chloride channel activity; intracellularly calcium-gated chloride channel activity. The transcript has 12 exons. Gene Ontology annotation, cellular component: plasma membrane.
UAAAAUCAGUUUUGUUCAUUGUACAAGUGAGUUGGUUUGUGUCGUGUUUUUUGUGUUUUAUUCAGGAAAAGUAAUUUAAAAUCGAAUUUUUUUUUCCUGUGCAAGCACGUGCAGACUGCACGUACUUUUUGAAGCAUGUUUUUUGAAUUGACUGUUUAGGCACAAUAUUAACCACGAAAAUCUAGAAUAAAUGGUCAUAAUGUGGAAGACGCUAUGUGCGGCGUCUCAGCGUCAAAUAAUUUGCGCUUUUAACUAGCGCUAAACUUAUAUCACACCGGGUCUAACUGGCAAAGGAAUCAGUCACGGCUUGACCGGAUAUUUUAUCCGUGUAGCUCUGAAAGCAGGCGUAGCGGGUCGGCGAAAUGGGGCUCAGUCCUUCUCCUUUGGACGACCAGUUCGAACCUCCACGGCUCGCGAGGUUGCUCCAUAGAUUGCCUCAUCUCAAUAUCACACUACAUCGCGUCAAUGACACGUUCGAUCCUACGAGUGACGUUUACCUCGAAAGUUUGGGCAUAUUAGCGUCCGUGCCCGCGUCGCUAUUGAUUUUAUGUCUUUUGGGGCUUUUGCUGUACCUGCUUACGAGGUGCUGCGACAGAAAACCUCGGCCUGCCAAAUCUAUAACGUGUUUAAAAGUUGUUUUAAGCCUCAUUACAGUGCUCUGUUGCGGCGCCAUAGGAUUAGGUCUUUAUGGAAACGAUGACUUACACAACGCAUUGCUGCAAGUACUUUCGUCUGGAAGGCAAGUCGAUGCCUUAGUUACUUCAGUGUGGAAUCAGACAUCUCAAUUGGAAUCGACACUGACGAGUCGCGUCCGUCCUCAACUCUUAGAGUUAGAGGACAUCUUCGAUGGCCCUGUGCGUGAUAUAUCAGCAGGGGCUGCGCUACAGGCAGCGCUAAGAAUUGUGCAGGGCAAUACUUCAGUCGCAGCCGGUGCGGCGGGAGACAUGAGACGACCGCUCGGUGGCAUUUCACUCGCCGCCACUCUGAAUGUAGGUGAUUUCGAAUAUUGGGAGUCAAUUCGUUGGCCGACCACCUUAGCUGCACUCGCCGUACUGUUAUCUCUCUGUGCCAUACUACUGGUUGGGGUUGCUAGACAUUCACGUUGCGCUUUAAUCACCUUCAGUGUCAGCGGUCUCUUGGCUGUCACUGCAAGUUGGUUGUUAUCAGGCCUAUAUUUGUCUAGCUCCGUAGCAUUGGCCGACCUCUGCAUGGAUCCUGCUGCAUAUCUAGCUAGCCAAGCACCGCCAUACUUGCCACCGGAGGUAUUGCUUUAUUACACCCAGUGCGAGAGCGCCAGGGCUAAUCCAUUUACUCAACGUUUGAGGGAAUCUCAGAAAGCUGUUGCUGCUGCUCGAAGCAGCUUGACAAUUGUGUCUAAGAUAUCUUUAGAAUUAUUUCAAACCUCGGGUUUAAAACCUCGUCUUGCCGCACUUACAACUGAUCUCAACUCAUGCGAACGCCUUUUGACCGGGUUGACUGCUCUCCUGGACUGCAGAGCAGUGCAUGGGCAUUUUUUGACUGCUUCGCGUUCAUUGUGCGAUGGUGGACUUAUGGGACUCGCACUUAUGCUAGCUGCUGGACUUCUGGCUGCAUUUUUGCUUACGGUUAUGGUUUGGGUCGAUUCGCACACGUGGAUUUAUAUCAGAAAAAAAAGAGAUUACACCACUGUUGAUGAAGCGGAUCCGUUCCUACCCCCGCAGCAGGCAAGCCAAGCAGUGGCGGCGCGUACGCUGCAGCGAAGCAAUCAGCAUCAACAGCAAGCAGGGUCGUUACCUCGUCCACCCUGCACGCCAAUGCAUCAACCUGUAGCACCACCUUGCACGCCGCCGCCUGCUUACGGCACGCAUGCUUUUGACAAGCACGACAUGUCACAAGACUCUUCGUCAUCGUUCAGACAUGACAGAUCCCUGUCACGAAACAGUCAUAGGGUCGACGGAGCCGGUCAUCUCGGUCAUAUCGGGCACCGAACACACGCUUCGCAUGGAUCGCAUACGCUCGGACGGCUGCCGUCUCAUGGACACUCACCGCCGUCGCAUUUCGGAAGCGGAGCGGGAGGACCCAACAAUGGGAAGUACGCGACUUUGAGCAAGCAAUGCAAGACUCUCGAAUCAUCUGAUUUCUACUGAGAUUCAGUCGCCUGCGGUGCCUCGCCCCCAAGGGAUCCGCGGGAUGUGACUACCACUGAAGGGGGCAUCAACCGUUUUGAUCCGAAGUAUGCAAGUUUCGGUCCCAAAGCAGUCCGCUGUCCAUCCGUGCAAAACAACUGUGCGACCUUGCGACACGGCACACGUUUCGGCGCUCGAACAACGCCGACUGAUAAAUUCAACUCGUUGGGCAGACGGCCGCAGCAGUCUAUAUCUAUUUUGAGUCAACCGCUACCCGAUAUUCCGCAAGAGGCUCCGCCAAAAGCAUCCAACGCGGUCACAACCUCGGAUCAGAAUCAGCCGUUAAAUGCCAAGAACUUUGCGGCGUAUAGGUCCCUUCAACGACCAGCAAAAGUGCCUAUAGCGCCAACCGCUCCACCGGUAGAUCCGCAUUUGCACUAUAGGACGAUGCAACGUACUGGUCAAAACCAGAACAGCGAAUUGUAUGCAGUCACAGAAUUGUAAGCGAAUUUUGUCCGCAGGCGACUAUCUCAUUUUUCAUUUUGAUCGAGCAGAUAAUAUAUGAGAAGUUUUAUUAAUAAAACAAUGAUCUGAUAUAAUUAAAUCGUUCUCUGUACUAUUUUUAAAAUGGAGUUUUAGUCAAUAUCUAUAACAAAACAUGAACAGUUUAUUUUGGUUGAUAUAUUUACUAGUAUCAAAGUUAGAACAUUUAGAUGAAAAAUGCCUUUUUUAUAUUUUCUCAUAGAAAACACAUGCUUGGAAGGAUUUUUAUUUAUAUGAAAAUUGUUGAGCUACACAAUUCUGUAAGCAAUU